AUGAGUCAGAAUAAUAUUAGUAGUAAUCUUCAAUUUAAUGGUACAUUUUAUCAAAAUAAUUCCAGCGCUUCAAUGCUAAAUGAAGGUUUAAUUCGUAUUGAAAUAACUCAAUUUAUACAAAAAGUGAAUUUUUGGAUAGCAAUUGUGGAAAUUCUUAUGGUUAUAUGUGGAAUAUUAGGUAAUGGUCUGGCACUUAUUGUCAUAAAUCGCCGUUCAUUACGUGAUACAUCAUCAAGUGUAUUUAUAACAUAUUUAGCAAUAUUUGAUAUAUCGGUUCUUGUUGUUCAUAUAACAAAUUUAGCAAUAUCACGCUGGAUUCAAUCAUAUAUAUUACAUUGUUUUCUCGCUUAUUUAACGGAUCUUGUUACAUUUUGUAGUGUUUGGAUUAUGGUUAUAAUGACAUUAGAACGCUGUGUAGCAGUACACUCACCAUUUUUGGCCAAACGUUUUUGUACAAGAGAACGUGCACGGUAUUCAAUAUAUAUUCUUAUAGUUGUUGCAUUUGUUUUAUUUUCAUCAACAUUCCCUAAUAUAUAUACAAUAGAUAAAAUUCAACAAAAAUGUACCGUUCGUCAUCAAUAUCAAAAAAUAAUACGGAUUAUAAAACCAACAAUAUUUUAUUUUGUACCCGAUAUACUUUUAUUAGCAAAUAUAUUUGUCAUAUAUGAAUUAUUUAUAGCUUCACGACAACGUACAAAAACAUUAAUGAAUCCUGAAAAUGCUGUUCAUCAAUUAAAUGCUAUUUCAUUUAAUAGAAAACAACGACAAUUAACAAUAAUGCUGGUUACAGUUUCAUUAAGUUUUUAUUUAUUUACGACACCAGCUAUUAUUGAUUAUAUUCGUCAAAUGAAUCCACCUAAGAAUUACCAUGUCAAACGACUUAAAUUACGUUUUUUAUUGAUGAAUUUAUCUGUUCUUUGGCUUCAAAUGAGUUCAGCAACAAAUUUUUUAUUUUAUUGUUUGGCUGGUUCAAAAUUUCGUGCAGUUUGUCUUGAAACAAUUGGUGAUAUUUGUGAUUUUCUCCAAAUUAAAUCAAAUAAUAAGGAUAAUCUUGUUCGACGACGGCUACAACGUCGACAAAAUAAAAAUGAUAUUCGUUUAAAGUCAUAUUUUCGUCGCGAUGAUCGUAAUGGACGUCAAAAUGAUCCCAACAGACGUCCAUCACCUUCUUUAACACAAACAUAUACAUAUCCAUUAAGUAAUUCAUCAAAACGAGCUAGCAGUGAAACGAUUAUCAGUACACAAUUGAACAGUAGACGAACAUCGAAAGUCGUAUUUAAUGCAGAUGAUACUUAA
Molecule: messenger RNA, 1296 nt
Organism: Rotaria sp. Silwood2
Lineage: Eukaryota; Metazoa; Rotifera; Eurotatoria; Philodinida; Philodinidae
Source: the annotation of a GenBank genome assembly